This is a messenger RNA of Phyllotreta striolata, 753 nucleotides long. NCBI's taxonomy places the organism in Eukaryota, Metazoa, Arthropoda, Insecta, Coleoptera, Chrysomelidae. The record is from the annotation of a GenBank genome assembly.
CGCUUGCGACAAUCCCUAAAGAUUCUGCAUUUUCCGGCAUAACGAAUGAAGGAAAACGACGCAGACGGUGGCAGAGGCGCCUCGGCGUCGCAUCCCAGUCGCUCCAUACAUUACUCAUCCGCUCUCCGGCUCCUUUUAGUCCUGUUCAUUCGACAUCGCAACUCACAACAGGACAUCGUUUGCACACCUCGCAAGUAUGCGGUUAAUUGGCGCAUUAAAUUUUCUCAUCGGGUUUUAUUUGUGACGAAUCGAUCAGAUGAGGUAAAUAGAGCGAAGGAAUGGAGAAGAAAACGCGGACGAAAAUAUUUUGGGCCCUAGCCAUGAUUGUGAAUUUCAUCUUCGGAAUCAUUGGAGUGUUAAUUUGCACGCUGAAAAUCCACCAUUCCGAAGACGAAGAGAAGCAAGCAGGAUUUUUCAAACUCUCAAUCUUUUUCGCCGCUUGUAAUUUGAUUUUAAGUUCCGUUUUACUGGUCGCUCUUCUUAAGAGGGAUCAAAAGUAUGCAUUUUUGUAUGCUUUGCUAAUUUUUAUAAGCCUUUUUGCGGCUACAAUGCACGUGGAAAGCCAUUCGAGUCAUAAUUAUACGUAUUUGAUAAUAUUCAUCGUUUUCGCUGUUGUAUGUUUUUUGUGGUUCACAACGUAUGCUGCUACGCAAUAUUGGAAAUAUUGGUCAAAAAAUCAUAUAGCUGAGCUUUAUGAUCAAGAUUCACCAAUCGAUGAUGUAUAAAUUUAUAAGGCUCAUUACUAGUUAUUGC